AUGACCGAAAAACACGACAAGCUUCCCCUUCUCAUCACGACUCACGGCUCCCAUCUCCACCGACAGUCCUUGUACAGUCUUGUUGACCGCCGGUGCAAGACCAUUGAAAUCCCCAUCAUGCAUUGCAAGCGUAUACUCGGCUCCAGCCACGGGUGGCUAGUCCUCGUUAGCCUGGUUACUGGCAACUCCUUCCUGUGGAAAUUGGAAUGCAAUAUCGAUGUGCGAGAUCGGUCUUCCAUGCUUGCACCACCCGGCAGAAUACAACCGACGUACGGUGUAGUCGACACAGACGAUGGUGAAUACGAGUUUGUGACCGUCCACGUGGUCAACGGUGGGGUCGAGUAUAGACCAUUGUUGGAUGAGUUGGGUCAAACCCUAGAGGUCCCGAUACCGAGGAGAACGAACGUGAAGUGGCACGAGAGCCAUCUCAUCGAGGCACCGGGUGGCCAGGGGCUACUGUUGGUCAUGAAAUUUUUCAUCACCGACAGUGUGGAGUUUAAGGUCUUCCGGUUGAAGGUUGCUGAUGGUCGGGUGGAGUGUGUGGAGCUUGACAGCGUGGAUGAGUGGACCAUAUUCAUCGACUAUUUUGGGAGAGGGUUUUGCCGCAUCUCCUCUUCCGAGAGAUGA
Molecule: messenger RNA, 627 nt
Organism: Striga hermonthica
Lineage: Eukaryota; Viridiplantae; Streptophyta; Magnoliopsida; Lamiales; Orobanchaceae
Source: the annotation of a GenBank genome assembly